This is a messenger RNA of Rhizoctonia solani, 513 nucleotides long. RefSeq lists its product as uncharacterized. The coding region runs from base 1 to 513 and encodes 170 amino acids. The transcript is spliced from 2 exons. The record is from RefSeq and is a predicted model, not a curated record. Lineage: Eukaryota; Fungi; Basidiomycota; Agaricomycetes; Cantharellales; Ceratobasidiaceae.
AUGGCCAGCCGACCCCACAGCGAUCCCACCAAAAUCCUUGAAGAUCAGGCUCUCAUGGCUGCAUGGGGUAUCAAUGGAGGAGAUGAAGGUCGAGUACAUGGAGAUGGUGACCAGAAGAUUGUCGAUGCAUUCGAUGAACUCAAGAAGAAAAGAGGAGGGGAUAAUCCGCCAAAUUGGCUUCACAGGCUAUCCGCUACCCGUCCUGCUCCGGCUUGCGCGCUUGGUCGCUGCCAAAGGCACCCUGCAGAUAUCAUUCUAUCUUAUUCACACCACAACCUGCAAAACCACUCCUUUGAAGCGUUUGCUCCUUUGCUCUCAAAACAGGGUCAAGCAGCUGCUCACCGCUUCUCCGUUCAAUAUGGGUUAUCUGACCGAUCGUAUGCCAGCAUGGCACCCCGCCCCUCCCGAAAUGGUGUCCUUGAGGACAAUCGACUCCUGAAGUUGACUGAAAAUUGGCCUGGGGGACUCCCUAAUCUUGCAGCGGGAUACGCUUUCAGGCGAAAUUCCGGGUGA